CUUCCCUGAUGUUUCUUCCUGAAAAUCACUACAAUUCCGCAUUCUCCUUUUGCUCCCAAUUAACCCACCGGAACAAUGUCAAUUGUCCCUACCAAUGGCCAACAAGGCAGGGUCAGUGAUCCAUUCUCUCUAGACUUAUGGGAUCCAGUCGAUGUUUUAAACCCAUUCUCCCAUGGAUUCCCUUUCCCUUCAUUUCUUUCCUCUGAAAUUUUCCCAUAUCUUGGGACUCAACUCAACUGUGUAGAAACCCCAAGUGCCCAUGUCUACAAAGCCUACCUUCCGGGCGUUAGCAGAGAUGAAGUCAUAGUUUUCAUUGACGAUGAUAGGAUGCUUCAGAUAAGCACCGAGAAUGGCAACUUCAUGAGCCGGUUCAAGCUGCCUGAGAAUGCCAGGACGGAUGAGAUUCAGGGUUUCACGGACAACGGGAUGCUCGUUGUCACGAUCGGGAAAGAUGUUGCACAGAGGCCAAAUGUUAGGGACGUUGAAAUCACUGAAUGAUGUUUUUACUCUCUUGUUUGUUGUG
Messenger RNA from Hibiscus syriacus, 523 nucleotides. Its product is annotated as 17.5 kDa class I heat shock protein-like. Lineage: Eukaryota; Viridiplantae; Streptophyta; Magnoliopsida; Malvales; Malvaceae. The transcript has a single exon. Bases 76 to 498 code for a protein of 140 amino acids. Gene Ontology annotation, biological process: response to salt stress; response to heat; response to hydrogen peroxide. The record is from RefSeq and is a predicted model, not a curated record.